UGAGGCGGCCAUCAACCAGAUGCCCUGCCGGUCUCAAGUGUCCUGCUCCGGAGAAGAGAAGCAGGCGGGUACCUCGGAGUGGAGGCUCCUCCAGGCUGCACACACGGGGAGGGACCUGCUGCCUGUCCACCCAGAGGCUGAGCCCCCAGGAGAAUCCCGCCCUCCGGAGGACCGACCGAGGACAGCAAACCGGUGCUGCUGCUGGCCCAGGAACACCAGGCGGCCACUGCAGGGGAUAGCAUGGCAAGACCUCGGCUGGCCAUCAGGCACCCACCCUCCUGCACGCCUCCCUAGCCCCACCAGCAAGCACCCAUCUGGUCUACGGCAGCGGGUCCCCCAGCCAACCUAUCGCCAUGGCAGCCCUGAUUGCAGAGAACUUCCGCUUCCUCUCGCUCUUCUUCAAAAGCAAGGAUGUGAUGAUCUUCAACGGGCUGGUGGCCCUGGGAACAGUGGGCAGCCAGGAGCUGUUCUCCGUGGUGGCUUUCCACUGCCCUUGCUCGCCAGCCCGGAACUACCUUUACGGGCUGACGGCCAUCGGCGUGCCUGCCUUGGUACUCUUCCUCAUCAGUAUCAUCCUCAACAACCAUACCUGGAACCUGGUUGCUGAGUGCCAGUACCGGAGGACCAAGACCUGCUCAGCGGCCCCCACCUUCCUCCUUCUAAGCUCCAUCCUGGGCAGGGCGGCGGUGGCCCCCGUCACCUGGUCGGUCAUCUCUCUGCUGCGCGGCGAGGCCUACGUCUGUGCGCUCAGCGAGUUUGUGGACCCCGCCUCGCUCACGGCUGGGGAAGAGGGCUUCCCGCUAGCUCAUGCCACAGAAAUCCUGGCCAGGUUCCCUUGCGGCGAGGGCCCUGCCAACUUGUCAGGCUUCCGGGAGGAGGUCAGUCGCAGGCUCAAAUAUGAGUCCCAGCUCUUUGGGUGGCUGCUCAUCGGCGUGGUGGCCAUCCUGGUGUUCCUGACCAAGUGCCUCAAGCAUUACUGCUCGCCACUCAGCUACCGCCAGGAAGCCUACUGGGCACAGUACCGCGCCAACGAGGACCAGCUCUUCCAGCGCACCACCGAGGUGCACUCCCGGGUGCUCGCUGCCAACAACGUGCGGCGCUUCUUCGGCUUUGUGGCGCUCAACAAGGAUGACGAGGAGUUGGUGGCCAAGUUCCCAGUGCAGGGCACACAGCCUCGGCCACAGUGGAACGCCAUCACGGGUGUCUACUUGUACCGCGAGAACCAGGGCCUCCCACUCUACAGCCGCCUGCACAAGUGGGCCCAGGGCCUAGCAGGCAACGGCUCGGCCCCUGACAACGUCGAGAUGGCCCUGCUCACCUCCUGAGGGCUCUGUUCCCACUCUGCUGAACACAGCGCUUGGUCCCAUGCUGAGCCCCACUACCUGCUCACACCAGCAUCAGAACCGAUUUUUUGAAAAAUCGUCCCUUCUUUGGGGAACACAGAACUACCUGGGGUGUGGAUGAGUCAGUGCCAACAUGGUCAGCUCUGACCAGAAGACUUUUAGACCUAAAGAAACCCCUUCUGUCCUGCCGCCAUAAGCCACUUGGGCAACAGCUUGAGAAAAGAGCUUUUCCCAGAACUGGUCCUUCAUGUGGCAGAUGACCUUCCCCUGGUGGGAUUUGCAGGCCGGGAAGCAGUAGUGAGCAGAGCCCGUGAUAAACCCACCAAUGGGCUCUACGAGGGGCAGUAUGCAGUUAAUUCAUGUCCAACAGCAGACGACCCACUCAGCUGGGAAGCAGCCUGCCAGUAUGCACCUCAGCCUUCACUUUAUGGAUUAAAAGUUUUGAUAAAGCUUU
Condylura cristata (star-nosed mole) is the source of this 1797-nucleotide messenger RNA. RefSeq names its product calcium homeostasis modulator 2 (gene CALHM2). The transcript has 3 exons. NCBI's taxonomy places the organism in Eukaryota, Metazoa, Chordata, Mammalia, Eulipotyphla, Talpidae. The record is from RefSeq and is a predicted model, not a curated record. Gene Ontology annotation, molecular function: monoatomic cation channel activity. The coding region runs from base 354 to 1325 and encodes 323 amino acids.